AGCCCUUGGAGCCCGGCGUCCUUAAAACCUUUCUGAAACAGGGAGGUUCCAGAAAAGAACUCCACUCCAAUCAGGUCACAAUGGCAGGAGCGCUGAAGGGCCCGCGUCCCCAGCCCGUGAGCCAGGAGGAGAGGAGGAAGUCUAAGGAGAGAUGGCCAGCAGUCACCCUUACUUCAACCUGCCCGACUUCACCCAGCCGUCACCACCCUCCACUCCACCCAGCCUCCCCUCCAACCAGCGAUUCCGGCCUUCUGAUGUCACCAAGGGGCUGCUCGUGGCCCUGCUGGGUGGGGGCCUUCCUGCUGGCUUCGUGGGACCCUUCUCCCGUAUGGCCUACCAAGCUUCCCACUUGCCCUCACUGGAGCUGCUCAUCUGCCGCUGCCUCUUCCAUCUCCCCAUUGCCCUGCUACUUAAACUGCGUGGCGACCCCCUGCUGGGUCCUCCUGAUGUCCGGGGCCGGGCCUGCCUCCAUGCCAUCCUCAACGUUCUCAGCAUUGGAUGUGCCUACAGUGCAGUGCAGGUGGUGCCUGCUGGCAAUGCUGCCACUGUUCGCAAAGGUUCUUCCACCGUCUGCUCGGCUCUCCUUGCCCUCUGCCUGGAGAGCCAGGGCCUCAGCGGCUACGACUGGUGUGGCCUUUUGGGCAGUACCCUGGGACUAAUCAUCAUUGUGGGACCUGGGCUAGGAACACUGCAGGAGGGGACCACAGGUCUCUACACCGCCAUGGGCUAUGUGCUGGCUUUCUUGGGGGGUCUGGCGCUGUCUCUGGGGCUUCUGGUGUAUCGCUCCCUGCACUUCCCUUCCUGCCUACCGACCGUGGCCUUCCUGUUUGGCCUGGUGGGGCUGGUGGGCUCCGUGCCGGGGCUCUUUGUGCUGCAGACACCGGUUCUGCCGAACGACCCCCUGAGUUGGAGUUGCGUGGGGGCGGUGGGGAUCCUCGCCCUGGUCUCCUUUGUGUGUGUCAGCUAUGCAGUCACGAAAGCCCACCCGGCCCUGGUGUGUGCUGUCUUGCACUCGGAGGUGGUGGUGGCCCUGAUGCUUCAGUAUUAUGUGCUCUAUGAGACAGUGGCACCUUCUGACAUCAUGGGGGCAGGAGUUGUAUUGGGCAGCAUUGCCAUCAUCACUGCCCAGAACCUCAGCUGUGAGAAGGAAGAGAAGAAGGAGGAGGAGUGAGAUCACACUUGAGCACCUGGGGGUGGGGGUGGGGGCAGGGUAAAUAGGAGGAGAGGCUGGAGUACAUACAGGGAAGAACAGGUGACUGAAAAACAACUGGCAUGGGAGAGGGACCACCCUCAGAGUCAUGGGGUGACCAGACCUGGAGCAAAUUUGGAGAACAAGACGUGGAGUCUAGGCUAGGUGGUGGGAACUACAAAGGGCAUCAUAAGGCGCAAGAUCUGAGGAGCUGAUCAAGGGACCUAAGGCUUUUGUGGGUUGAGGCAGGGUAGGAUUGCCCUAGCAGCCUUGGGGUUGGAGUGUUUGGGGUGUUUAGAGCAAGCAGCAGGACAGGGGAGGAGGGGAGAGUGCCUUACCCCCUCCGGCCCCCCCACUCCAUGCCGCAGCCCCACCCAGCCUGCUUGGUUUCACUUCUUCGUGGUUGUGUCCCCCUCCUUGGGCUGGCGCUGUGACAUUGACAUCAAACAAGGAUCACUCUGAAUGUGACUGUGGCGUCGGUGUCAUCUGUUUGCGGGAACGUGGAAGUCCUACACCGCACUAACCGAAGAAGAAUCCCUUAGGAAUCCUCCAGUCUGAUUCCUGAAACUCUUCUGGAAGGAGGAGGAGGUCCUCAUAUUCAGAUUCUUUGACCCAGAAUCCCCCAGGACUUUCGCGGCCCGCCCCGUGGCUAAUCUGCUUUUCCCGGAUGGUGGCGGUCCCAUGAUCUCUCCCGGACAGGGGCCGGCUUGCUUCGGGGGUCCGGCCUCUGAGCUGAGGCUUCUUCGAGCGGCUCCGGCCUGGUGUCUUGAGCCAAGACUCUGUACAGCGCUCCCCUAAAGGCAAAGCACACCCGUCUCCGAAGGCCGCUCGACAAAGAUCGGCUACUUCCGGACCAGCAAAAGGCCUCGCCAUCUUGAUCUGUUUAUGAAUAUUUAGCGAACUUACUGCAUAUUCAUGAUUGAAGACGGCCCCAGAACUGCCCCCACCCCCGGGAACCCACUGGAAAACCCGACCGGCCCCGCCUCCUUCAUUACCGAUUCGCAGAAGAGACCAUUUUCUAGCUGGGGGAGGGGGGACAUUUCAUGAGAGACUUUUGCUGAAGAUGAAAUUAUACUCCAAACGAAUAAAAGUGGCCUGUAUUUAUUCUA
Messenger RNA from Echinops telfairi (small Madagascar hedgehog), 2298 nucleotides. RefSeq names its product solute carrier family 35 member G6 (gene SLC35G6). The record is from RefSeq and is a predicted model, not a curated record. Lineage: Eukaryota; Metazoa; Chordata; Mammalia; Afrosoricida; Tenrecidae. Bases 152 to 1171 code for a protein of 339 amino acids. The transcript is spliced from 3 exons.